GUAACAGAUAGAUAAUGACAAGAAAAUAGAACAAAACUAGAAAGCGAGAAAAUAUAGAGAAGCCGCCAAGGAUUUGGACUUGCCCAAAACUCAACUCAGUCUAUCACCGUCUUCCUUCGUUUUCUGAACAAAGAAACCUUAACUCGAGAUCUUCUAAGGCUGCGAAGCUCCCACUAUACGUUUUUGCUCAAUUCAUUUUCGGGAUUUUUGUGGCGUUGGAUUUAAGAAACUGAAUAUGGCGAGCAAUAAUCCUCAAAUCUACCAUGAGAGGCAAAAGCUUCAAUUCUGCCUUUUGCACUCGUUAAACAAUCUCUUUCAGAAAAAGGACACAUUUACACGAGCAAGCUUAAAUGGGAUAGCUGAGAAUCUUGUUCUUGAUGAAGCAGAGAAGAGAACAUGGACGCCAUUAUCUGUACUCUUUAAGCCUCAUCAUAAUACAUUCACCGGAAACUAUGACAUAAAUGUUCUAAUAGCGGCUUUGGAAGGAAAAGGGAAGAAUUUGGUUUGGCAUGAUCGUAGAAAUGGAGCCUCUUCCAUUGAUCUAGAUGAGCCUGAAGAAGAUGCUUUAAUGGGGAUUGUGCUCAAUAUUCCUGUUAAAAGAUUUGGUGGGCUUUGUAAUAGUAGGCACUGGGUAACAUUGAGAAAGAUUGGUGGUACAUGGUAUAAUUUGGACAGUGAUCUUGCUUCUCCUAUGGCUUUUAAAGAUACUGUAGAAGUAAGAAAUUUCUUGGACAGCAUGAUUGGGCUUGGUGGGGAGGUUCUUCUUGUUAUGAAUGCUAAACAAUGACCUUUUUCUUUUGUCUCUGUGUGUGUGUGUGAGAGAGAUAAACUGUCUGAAAUGUGUGUAUAGAACUUUUGUUAUACAGAUCGGGAUUUGGAGGCAGAGUUGACCUUUUUAUUGUUACCUCUCUCAGCGCUUAAGAUUCUUGAUGGUUGUGGGAAAGUCUUACUGGAAAAUUAUUAUGGCAAUUAGCAGUUGUCUGAACUAGAUUCUUGUCUCCUGAUGUAAUUGUGAUUUGUGAAUAAUUGGAAAUCUUUGUAAAGGUUGAAGGUUACUACUUGAGAGUUACUUUGAUCCAUACAUUCUGUUUAAAUGUCUAUAAUAUGCUUUAGGUUGAUUGGUUUUUGGUACUUUUUUUUA
Humulus lupulus (European hop) is the source of this 1141-nucleotide messenger RNA. RefSeq names its product josephin-like protein. Gene Ontology annotation, biological process: protein deubiquitination. Gene Ontology annotation, molecular function: cysteine-type deubiquitinase activity. The coding region runs from base 236 to 787 and encodes 183 amino acids. The transcript is spliced from 2 exons. The record is from RefSeq and is a predicted model, not a curated record. Lineage: Eukaryota; Viridiplantae; Streptophyta; Magnoliopsida; Rosales; Cannabaceae.